UUCUCUAUUUCCCUCCCAAAAACACACACAACAACAAGUCAAGACCAGAAACAAAGACAUCAAAAGCCAUAAACUCACCCUUUUCAACAAACUAUUCCAUUCACUCAAAUAAUUUCAAAGUUAUAAACUUUACAUCCAUUAGCAUGUUUCCCAUCAAUCAUAUUGUCAAUAACCAGCUUGCGAGUAGCUCCUCGGAGAACACUGUCUUGUCAUCGCCGUUGUCGGAGGGGGAGGUAGUGCUGGCGGCUAGCCACCCCAAGAAGAGAGCGGGGAGGAAAAAGUUCAGGGAGACGCGCCACCCUGUCUACCGCGGCGUGCGGCGGAGGAACUCCGGCAAGUGGGUUUGCGAGGUGAGGGAGCCAAACAAGAAGACGAGGAUAUGGCUCGGGACGUUCGCCACUGCGGAGAUGGCAGCGCGUGCGCACGACGUGGCCGCUAUCGCUCUCAGGGGGAGGUCUGCCUGCCUCAACUUCGCAGACUCGGCGUGGCGCCUUCCGGUGCCGGAGACGACAGACGCAAGAGACAUCCAGAAAGCUGCAGCGGAAGCUGCGGAGGCAUUCCGCCCCGUGACGGAAUCGGAGACUGGUGAAGUGAGGCGGGAGGGUGCUGUGGGGGUAAAGGGCGCGUCAGAGACGACCAUGGUGGCAGAGGCGGCGGAAGAGCAAGAAGAAGAAGAAGGGGUGCCGGAGAUUUGGAGGACCAUGGCGUUGAUGUCUCCAACGCAUUACUGUGCGAGUGAGUAUGGCGUUGAUGACGUGGAAUUUGAUGAUGCCGAAGUAUCCUUGUGGAGUUAUUCAAUUUAAUUUAAGGAGGCAAAAAAUACAAGUCAUUCAUUCAUUCAUUAUUUAUUUAUUUAGAAACUAUUUUUAGGAAUAAAGAGAUUGUUUAUAUAGUAUUAGACGUUUUGACCUUUCUGAGCUAAAGUGUCCGUACUCCUAGGUUUUUUUUACACUAGUACGGAUGAUGCCACAGAAAGUGAUGGAGAAUAGAAAUAUAGAAAAUUUGAUUAAAAAGGCUA
This is a messenger RNA of Arachis stenosperma, 1018 nucleotides long. RefSeq names its product dehydration-responsive element-binding protein 1D-like. Gene Ontology annotation, molecular function: DNA binding; DNA-binding transcription factor activity. The transcript has a single exon. Lineage: Eukaryota; Viridiplantae; Streptophyta; Magnoliopsida; Fabales; Fabaceae. Bases 144 to 803 code for a protein of 219 amino acids. The record is from RefSeq and is a predicted model, not a curated record. Gene Ontology annotation, biological process: regulation of DNA-templated transcription.